AUGACAUCUCAACCAACACAAGAAACCUUUGUUCCCGUCUUUGUAUCUUAAGAAGAAUACAACCAAAUUCUCUAGCAGCCCUCUUACUUGCACUAAUAAUUAUUAUAAGAACUAUAUCAAAAGAAAUAACAGUAAACUUAGUUACAAGCAAGCUAGCAAAUGCAUCCUUAUUUAUAAUUACAACAAUAGACUCUUAAUCAAUCACAAAACUAGAAUGUAUCAAUUAACAUACCAAAAAUACCUACUAGUCCUAACUAAAAUUCUUAACCCCAGGGAUAUCCAUAUCAUAAUUCAUAACUUCAAUAAUAAUUAUUAUACUAGAAUCAAAAUUAAAUUUAAAACUAGAAUAAUCUUCCUAAAGUAUAAAAUUAACACUUGAAACAUACUUCAAUUCAAAAAGCUGGAACCUAAGAACGUAAAUUCUUUUUUUAAACAUUUACUACUCUGUUUAUGGUUGAAAUAUGCAUAUCGCUAUUUUUUAACACUAUUUCUGCUUUAACCCGUUUAUAAGUGGUAACAAGUAACUAUACUUGGGGUCCUGGAUUAUGGGCAGUUUUAAUAUUAUUCAUACUAUUGAAUUUGUUCAUCAUAACUAAUACGACCUACAUAACUCAAGUAAAUAAUUAGUAUAACAAUUUAGGGGACUAAUCAAUUCGCGUUAUAUUGGAUACAUUUAGUUCUAUAUGUUUUGCUUUUGCAAGGAAUGCAAACAGCUGUGUCUGGCAGUGAUAUAAUAUUUUCCUGGGACACCAACUACUUCUACUACUUUUACCUUUUGAUCUGUGUUGAAUUCAUUUCAGUCAGAUACGCAAUCAAACAUAAAGGAGUCAAGAAACCUAUACAAGAAUAUCUCAUCUACUUAAUCUUCCCACCAAUCAUUGCUUACAGUGUAGAAUUCUUCAGUCAGUAUUAUCGAUUUUUCUAUGUCCCAUUAUUUUUAUGGCUCCUUGUAGUCAUUCUUAUAGGAUUUGGAUGCAUGUUACUUAUGAAAAAAAUCGAAUAAAAAGGAUAUGUACAUAUUUAUUCUAAUAUUCUUAGAACAACUUCAAGACUAACCAUGUAUUUGCAAUGGCCAUGAGUUUUCCUAUUUUAAUGAUUAGUCCAUUCUAUGAUGAAGAAUGA
Messenger RNA from Paramecium octaurelia, 1122 nucleotides. The record is from the annotation of a GenBank genome assembly. Lineage: Eukaryota; Ciliophora; Oligohymenophorea; Peniculida; Parameciidae.